AUGGGCUGGUUCAGCAAGUCCGAAGAGGCCCCGUCGCCCAUAGAAACACCCAAACAACCCGAAAAUGCGCUUCUUACUGAAGCUCUUUCAGAUGUCGCUCCCAUUCCUGAACCGGCUACUGCUGAAGAUCUGGAAGAGGCCCGAUUGAAAAAGGAAAGAGAGGAGGCUCAAGCCGAGUAUCUUGCCUUCAGUCAUACACAGCGUCUUGGAAUAGCGCCUGGCCCGCGCCUUGUACUAACAGGUGUGACAGCAGGAGGUUAUGGAUUUUUGUCUGGGUUUUAUAGUGGGUUUAAGAUGGGUGGUCUGCGGUACCUUGCGCAAAAUGCGCACCGACUGCCGCGAACCAAAGGUGGAUGGUAUUUUUACCACAAGCGCAAGAACUACGUAGUGCUCAAGGAGGCCAUUAUUACGGGUACUCGAACUGGAUCCAAGUAUGCAGCAGCGGCUGUCGCAUAUUUUGGAACAGAAGCAUACUUGGACCAUGUUCGUGGACGGAUUGAUUUGCUGUCGACAACUGUGGCUGCUGUUGGACUUGGUGCAGGUUAUUCCUUUUACAGUCGCCUAAGUAAGGUUCAGACUUUAAAUACCGUACGAUCAUUUUUUGGGUUUGGCAUUGCAGCCGGCUUAGUGCAAGACGGUUUACGCUACAUGCGUGGCAACGACGUGUGGUAUCUCAACUGGAUUCCCAGAAAAGCUUCCUCAGAGCCAGUUUUAGAGUCUUAA
This is a messenger RNA of Magnusiomyces paraingens, 723 nucleotides long. RefSeq lists its product as uncharacterized. The transcript is spliced from 2 exons. The record is from RefSeq and is a predicted model, not a curated record. Bases 1 to 723 code for a protein of 240 amino acids. Lineage: Eukaryota; Fungi; Ascomycota; Dipodascomycetes; Dipodascales; Dipodascaceae.